Molecule: messenger RNA, 8175 nt
Organism: Gadus macrocephalus (Pacific cod)
Lineage: Eukaryota; Metazoa; Chordata; Actinopteri; Gadiformes; Gadidae
Product: homeobox protein Hox-C4a
Exons: 3
Coding region: 5623-6426 (267 amino acids)
Biological process (GO): embryonic skeletal system morphogenesis; anterior/posterior pattern specification; regulation of transcription by RNA polymerase II
Cellular component (GO): nucleus
Molecular function (GO): RNA polymerase II cis-regulatory region sequence-specific DNA binding; DNA-binding transcription factor activity, RNA polymerase II-specific
Source: RefSeq, a predicted model, not a curated record
AUCAUGUUUAGCAAGUAUUUGUAUUGCGAGCUUGUUGUAUUAUUAUUUUUUUUACACUAUUUCAAGGAGUGACAAACGCUCCAGUUUAAAGCCCUAUAAUAAAACUUUAUUGCCCCCUCUCUGCCACUUCACCUCGCUCCCUUUCCUGUUUGGUCAGGGUAGGAAGGCGCUCUGCCUGUGAUAACACGCGUUACGUUGGAACAUGGAUGCAAACCAGUGGUUCCUAUAACCACACCAUGAUAAGACAUCGCGAAAACCCUUCCCCUUGGUCAGAUCUGAGAAAGUGCCGCACCGUGCGUUUAAUUAACGACGCCCAUAUAAAAGAAGACUAACUCGCAUGCAAGCAGAGUACACACCAUGAUCUCAGCCCAUAUUCUCAUUUUACCCAAAGUAAAUAAAGAUCAACUCACCUUUCAACUAACAGAUCCUACUGAACUCUCCUUUACAGAAAACUGGCUAGCUCAGAGUCCACUUACGUAUACUCUGUGUACAGGCAGGCCUUAACUUUAAGUGGACGAUAUCGAAUCCCCUUUUCUAUGUCUUUCUUUUAGCGUAUUUUAAAGUUUACAAGGUUACUUAUGCCAAUCGCCCCAAGCAGGGUCUGUGAAUGGUGCAUGGGAGGCACGUGGUGUCAUUUAAGUGGGUUUUAUGGCCUGGAAGAGCUGACAAACCUUCGAUAUAUACACAUCAUAUAUAAUCUUAACUGUCCGGAAUCGCAGCUGCUGGCUUAGCCUUAUCGGAGUAAGAAAGGGCUUUUGUGGCAGUGAGGGUGCACCUUUCUCUGGACUGUAUGCUAGGCGGAUGGUAUUGGGGCAAUACUGGAGUAGCUGUAAGAAAUAAUGAUGGGGCGAAAUGAGGGGAAUGGUAUCAAGGAUCUACCUGUUCGACGCCCAGGUGUCACGUCUGUUGGAAGGUUGUCUAUUUUUACCCAAUGGAAUAUAAAGCUUGAUUCCGAAAUCUAUUUGGUCAAAUAGUUCCAUGACAAAGAUGUGAACGAAUUGCAUACGGAUCUUGGGAUCUUGAGCUCCACAUGGGAAGAGUGGCAUCAAGACUAAAGUCGACCAAUAAACCAUAGCUGCAGGGCAUUUCUUUUUUGUAAUAUUGAUUAUUACUGUUAAUAUUGGUUCCAACUUAAAAUAUAACGUACUAUGACACCGUGGUUUGCAAGUAGGCCAAACCUACCAUUCAAUUUCCACCUUCUGCAUUCUGCAUUUGUCCUACUGGAAUCGUGGCUCGUGCGGUUCGGUUAUUUACACGUUGGACGGGUUUGUCUCCACCCCGGGCUAUCAUAACUUCCCUUAGAAUACUGGAAAGCCUACCAUUUUCACCCACUAGGGAAGAGUAAAAGUUAAAGGGCUAUUAGGGUUUACGUGCUGAUUAAAAGUGUAUCAUAAACAUUUUCAUCAGGGUUGCUUAUUGCUCUGUAGCCCACUGCAAAGCAAUAAAUGAACUGUCUCAUUCCAGGUUAGGUCUGUAACCAGGACUUGUUAACCAAUGUAAUACAUUGGGCCUAGCCCCUUUAAGAUCCCAAAUGUAUUUAGUUGAUGUAGUUUACACAUGCAUACUUGUGUAAACAUGCUUGUAUAGCCGUUAUUCUGCAGGAAAAUGGAAGCUAUGCUAUUUCUCAAAUGAAUAAAUGAAACAUCAAAUUAGGCCUGAGGGCCUAUUUUUUUCCACUUCUACAUUAUAACUAGUUAUUGAACUAGGUGCACAAUCUGAAAGCCAUUUGUGGGAUGAAAGAAUUCAUUGCAGUUUCUCCAUCAAUAAUCCUUGGCAGUGAACUAUUGGAAGCAGUCACACGCGAGGGGUGAGACGCAGGUCAGGCUGUCUAACUAAUAUUAAAAUGCGCCCACAAAAUAGUAGGCCGAGGAAGGGGGUAUGCAUGUAUGGUUUUUUAUAAAAACAACCAAACAAAAACAGACAAACAGACAAAUAUUUCAUGACUUGCAUGCCUAAACGAGCAACACAUGGAUGGCUGGAUAUUUCGGGGUUGGUUCCCUGUAGAAGCCGUAGGCUAUCCUCGCCUCUUUUUUUUUUUUAACAUAAUACAAAAUAGACAGCCAAAUUUUGCAAGCAGAUUAGCGUAUUUGUAAAGGCAUUUCAAUUUCCCAUGUGUAUUAUGUUUUUAAUCAAUUCAAUUGAUUCACGAGUAGCCCAUGUUUUACCUUCAAUAACACAGAAUCAGGCCACAUAUCUUCAAUUCAUUUUUCAUCCGGGCUUUUCUCAUUAGCUUCUAGGACGACAGGAAGAAAGGUUACCGAGCGGUCAGUAUGGUAAUAGAAAGCAGAAGAAAUCGUUGAGAACAAAAGAAACUUAUUUUUCAUCUGGGCUGUCACCAGACCCUUUUGUAUCGGCAGAGUUUGUGACUGAAUAUUAAUAUAAGAGCUAGCCCAAAAGCAGUUGUUAAACGUGGAGAGAGAAACCACUUCCCUCCUUUAUCCUGUUUUGUGUGAGCGUGCAUAUGCAUGUAUUUAUAUCCGUGCCCGAAUUGUAUCUAUUUUGAAACCAUGGUGCAGAAGAUGUGAGUACGACUAAAUAUUGAAAACGUAACAUUUAUUAGGCUUAUGUAUAUAUCCUAAAAUAAUCCCUUAAGAAAUCACCACACCGCAGCUCCUAUAACAUACUCACACACUAGUUGUCUAUGUGUACCCUGUAGAACCGAAUUUGUGUUCAGUAUAGCAUCGCAAAUACGUCUCUACAGGAAUACAUGGGCAACUGAAUUGCUACGCAAGAGAAUUGAUUUAUCUAUCUGCUAUUUUUUUCCAAGGCCUUAUUUUCGUGUCUCUGUGUAUUUUAUGCAGCAUACAUUGGCAUGCAACCUCCGUUUUCUAUUAGCAAAAGCAGCAGAGCAACAUAGUCCCAAAGUGUUUUCCUAGUCAUAACAUCAACAGCCUAGCUAUGGCUAGAGUGAGCAGACCCAUCUGCAGCAGUGUGUGUCAGACCCUGUAAAACAAGCAAGCUACUGCAGAUCGUUUUAAAGUGACUGAUUUACGGGUUUUAUUGCUCUAUAAAACGCCUCUAACAUCCUUGCAAGGGGGUAAUAGAAAUGUUGUGUAUUCUGUUUUCUCUGGGAAGGUUUAAAUGUGUACCACCAUCAGUAGAUUUUUAUUAUUUAUUUAUCUAUAGAUUAUAAUAUGGCCAUAACACUCCCUUUAGUUGCACUGAAGAUAGAUACCUCUUUACUUUAACAUUGGUGCAGAACAACUCCACCGCUAACUUUCAAGCCUAAGUGCAAAUCUGCUACUGUUGGAAAGUACACGGGUAGGCAUUCAGAUCAACACAAUGUUGUCUUGUUGCUGCAGUACCUCAACACCCACAACAACAACAACAACAACAACUUGCCCUAUAUUUGAAACUACUUGCACCACUGCUUCCACUACGAGAUUCGGGGCUGAUGUACUAUUAUGAUGAUUCAUUCUUGUUUUUGUUUUGAAUAUGAUGGUUAUUAUGAUUACAACUGUUAUUUUAGCCAUGAAUCGGUUUCAUCUGCAUAGGCUGGUGCUGUAAAGUAUGUAAGUUGUAACGCAUAUGCUCAACAAAUCGGAUCACAGUUUGGCGAAAAGCAAAAUGUGUGAACAAAGCAGUAUUACGAAAUUGUGUUAGGGAUAACACAAUAUCCCAUGUGCAAGGAAGAGCAAAACAUAUUAUUCCAUUUUCCCAGGUUCGGCUGUCGCUGCUCCUGCUUAUGGUCUAUCAUGUAUAGUUUGCAUACUGCCUCUCUGUUGUCUCCGGUGGAACCAGGCAGUUGAUCAUUGUUAAGUGGAUAACAGUCUACCAAACUAAGUUAUGUUGUUUGUGAAUUAGUCACUAUUAUAAAUAAAGUAACUCCUUACUUAAUUGAUGCCCUGGCUCUGAAACAAGUCAUUUUUUUCUCAAGAAUGGACGUUUUGCAUACAUGCAGGCUUUUCAGGGGUGGGACUGUAUUGGAGGAUAUAGUAGGACCCGGAGUGUCCACAUGUGCAGAGAUUAAGAGGUAGGAGUCAAACCUUCUGAUGAGGGCAGACUGGCAAAAGAUGGGAAAAGGAUUGGCAUUGGUCAUCAUUUAAAUUCUCUACAUUUACAGCAAAUUGAGUUUGCUAUAUAUGUUUGCAUUCAAACAAUGAUAGGUCAUUAAUUUCAAAGCAGGACUACUUUGGACUCAACCUACUAAAUAGUGUUGUAUUUUCUUUUCCACUGCCAAGUCAUGACAUAGGCCCACCAGGCAGUACAGGUUUUAUUGUCCAGUCUGGAAGCUCACAAAGAAAGCGCUUGGAGGAAAUAAAGAUUUUAAAGUUCAAAAUAAAAAUGUAAUCUGUUGGAUGUGUUAGGAUUACCUUUUAGGGGUUGAAGAUGCUCAUUUUUACAUAAGGGACCAAAUGUUAAAAUGAUAUGCAGUGCAUCCAAUUCAUGUUAAUGUGGUGACCUAGGCUUAUCGUAUUGUAAACAAAUGGUGUAUUGUAAGAUCCUUAAACAACAUGGUUAAGCAUUGCAUCCCAAUCAUUGAAAUCACAAGAGCGCUGAUGUAAUGUCACUGGCUAUCAUGCCAGUGACAAUACAAACCUUACUAUGGAAUAAUAUUGAUUUGAUGCAACAUAUCUGUAUGUAUAAUAAAUACACAUUGUGAAUAUAAUAAAUCAAAACUUUCUUCCUAAAAGAAGGUGUGAAAGGCAAAGGAUCUUCAUAUCGGCCCCAUGGUGUGGCUUUCAGAAAUCAAAUGUAAUAAAAUAGAUUUUACUAUUGGUCAAUAGUAUAACUGCAAUUAAUGUCUUGUUGUUGCAUUUUAACAUCAAAGCCACACAAAGCCUUUUUCUUUAACGCUCAUACAUAAAUUGUUACUGAAAACCUGUAGCCAUAAAGGCAACAACAUAUAUCUGCACAUUUCCUGAUAUCUUCACAUUUCCUGAUAUUUCUUGAUAUAGCCAUUCGUCAAACUAUCCCGUUUGUAUUGUUGUGGCUUACCAUGGCUAUAACACCUUAGAUAAAUAGAUACAUACACAGAGAGAGGACGAUACAAAUCCAGAGAGAAAGAGAGAGAGGGGGGAGGGGAAGAGAGAAAGAGAGUGCGCGAAAGAGAGAGAGGGGGAGAUAAAGUGAGAGAGUGUGGUCUUGUGUUUGUGUGUGUGUGUGUGUGUGUGUGUGUGUGUGUGUGUGUGUGUGUGUGUGUGUGUGUGUGUGUGUGUGUGUGUGUGUGUGUGUGUGUGUGUGUGUUUGUGUGUGUGAAAGAGCGAUAGAGGGAGAGAGAGAGAGAGAGAGAGAGAGAGAGAGAGAGAGAGAGAGAGAGAGAGAGAGAGAGAGAGAGAGAGAGAGAGAGAGAGAGAGAGAGAGAGAGAGAGAGCGAGAGAGAUAGACCGAAAGAGAGAGAGAGAGAGAGAGAGAGAGAGAGAGAGAGAGAGAGAGAGAGAGAGAGAGAGAGAGAGAGAGAGAGAGAGAGAGAGAGAGAGAGAGAGAGAGAUUUGUGUCUACCAUGGCGACUGUAGGUAUGUUUAAUACCUCUGGUUCCUUAUCCGGGAACUACCUCUUAUUCUGCUAUUGGGCCAUAGGGUCACGUGGUAAAAGUAACUUUACAGGGCUGCUCGAGUAGGAGGGCUUUAUGGAGCAGAAAAACGACAAAGCUAGAAAAAUUAUUUUCCACUCCAGAAAUUAAUGAUCAUGAGCUCGUAUUUGAUGGAGUCUAACUACAUUGAUCCGAAAUUUCCUCCAUGCGAGGAAUAUUCGCAAAAUAGCUAUAUCCCAGAACAUAGUCCAGAAUAUUACAGCCGCGCAAGGGACAGUGGCUACCAGCAUCACCACCAGGAGAUAUAUCCUCCGCGGGCAAGCUACCAGGACCGCCAAUAUAACUGUGCAAGCAUCCCUGAACCUGACACGCCAAGGGUGCAUGGACUACCCCAUUCUGCGCACCUGCUUGCAGGGAAAGGGCAACCUGCAUCAUGUGAAACCCCACAGUUAUCUAUGUCCCCCGCCACCCCACCGGCUGCAACCUCCGCCUGCAACCAAGCUACCCCGGAGCAUCCACACAGCGCUGCCUCCAUGAAGCAGCCCGUGGUGUACCCGUGGAUGAAGAAGAUUCACGUCAGCACUGUGAACUCGGGUUACAAUGGGACGGAACCCAAGCGGUCUAGGACAGCAUACACUCGACAGCAGGUCUUAGAAUUGGAGAAGGAAUUCCACUAUAACCGAUAUUUAACUCGGCGGAGGCGCAUCGAGAUUGCCCAUACCCUGGUUCUCUCCGAGCGACAGAUUAAAAUCUGGUUUCAAAAUCGCAGGAUGAAAUGGAAAAAAGACCACAGGCUUCCAAACACCAAAGUGAGAUCUUCUUCUUCGUCCUCCGGGUCCAAUACGGGCUCAGCAGCCGGCGCUGUGGCAGUGGCCGCGGCCGCUACCGGGGCCGGGGCCAGCCCUGAUGAACUGACCGGAGCGCAGCAUGCCGAGGAUAUUACCAGGUUAUAAACCAGGGAAGGGGAUAGAACAACAAGAAGAACUGGUUAUUUAUAGAAGUUAUAUAUUUAGUUUUCGUAGCUAUCUUGUGCGGUUUCCUUCAAGUCCAAAGUUAUAUAAAUUGCAUGUUAUAUAGCAUGGAUUAAGCGAAUACCGAUGAAUUAUUUUUACGUGAUACAGGGUUUAAUUUAUUUAAUGAAGAGUUGAGAUGUUUUUUAUUGAGAAAAAAAUGUUUUCAAUUAAGGAGAGAAAAUGCAGAAAAAUGUACAUUUGGUUAACAUGUUAUCGUGGGCUAUUCUUUCGCCCUGCUGCCCAAGGUGAAAUGCACAAUCUAUUUAUUUCAAACAACACUGGAAGGACAUCGUUAUGAUAAUAGUUAUUUUUGGUAAAAUAAAAAUGAAUAGCUGGAGCACUCCAUUGAUCUUGAACGUGUAGAAAAUAUUUUGUGAGUUACAUUGUGUAUUUUCACAAAUCAGUUUUUUGUUUACAAUUUAGUUUCGUGUUGCUGAUGUUGUGUUUUAGACCGUUAAAGCAGAUUAUUGUUAUAUGCAAUAAACGGAGUCUAGUGUACUUGUGAUAAUCAUAUUGGUCAAUAAAACAGUGAGUGUUUUAUCGUUGCUCGACUUCCUUUAGAUCCAGUUGUGGGUCACUCUUCUUUUGGUUUUAGUGCUAUGCUUUUAAGGUGUAGGCCUACAUUAUGGGUAAAUUAACAUUUUAUAAGGUUAACCAAUUGCUCACCGUGUUUACAAGCUGUGAUUGUGAAAUAUUUCGGCUCCUUGCGUUUUUUAAUUUAAUUGUAUAUAACUAGUUUAACUGCUACAUGUGUUGUUUGUGUGUCCUCAAAUGCCACUUAUAGAGGACAUCAAUAGUUUAAAAAAAAAGGUCCCAACAGCAAAUGGACUAGUUUGUUCUAUGCAUAGGCCUACGUGCACUAUAAUUAAUCUAAAGGGCAUUCAACUAACCAUAAAGGCAAGACAUGGAAGCCCUUCACUAGACUGCAAUGCCACUGCCAGCUCGAAAGAAUUAAGCUUUGCUUCCCACAUACGACAUGCAGAGAACAGCUGCAUAUGGAUCCUUUGGCAUACUUAAACAAAUGUUUAUUUCCUAUAAAUUAAAUUUUACAAUUGACAAACUUCGAUUUUUGGUGUAUCUUAAUUCGGCAACUCGAUUCCAUAAUUUCUACUGGCCAACAAAACACCCAUGAUGAGGCUAUAGCCCAAAGCGUCAAGUUGUCUUGGUUAGCAUCAGGCCUCUGAUAUUGAGCAUGAUAUUGAUAUUCUGAAUGAUAUUCUAGUCAUCGUGGCCCAGUUUUGUCCCAAUGCCUUGCAUAUUACGAAAAAAUCGCUGGGUGGUUUUUCAUUUUUCUCUGUAUUUCUAGCGUAUGACAACACUAUUCCACAUUGUGAUGCUUCAUUUCAGAUCGAUGCUUUGCUAGAAGACUUUAUACUUUGAUGGUGUCGAAUUUUACGGUUUCAAAACACGGUGCCUGUAACGUCAGAGCCCCCUUCCCGGGAUGUGUUCCAACACAUUGUCAAGAGAAGAGUAUUUACGACUGAUGCCUACAUUCUCCAGGAAUGCUAAUAUUUACAGGAUGUAAAAUGUUGAUUCAAAAACAUGUCACCUUGUCAUUUCUAAAGAAGUAAGCAGGCCCUUGCCUCUUUGUUUUAUUUCAAUUUUAUUUAUGGUUUCAAUGUUUUAUUCUAGUUAGUUUUGUGAAAAAAUACUUUUAAAAUUAAAAUUUGACUUUAUCUUGAAGAGACA